Molecule: messenger RNA, 657 nt
Organism: Aspergillus mulundensis
Lineage: Eukaryota; Fungi; Ascomycota; Eurotiomycetes; Eurotiales; Aspergillaceae
Product: Rab family GTPase
Exons: 5
Coding region: 1-657 (218 amino acids)
Molecular function (GO): GTP binding; GTPase activity
Source: RefSeq, a predicted model, not a curated record
AUGGCUUCCAGAGCCGCAGCAGGCGCCCGUCCAGGUGCUAGAUUCGCUCAGUUCAAGCUUGUUCUGCUCGGAGAAUCCGCCGUCGGAAAGAGCUCGCUAGUUCUAAGAUUUGUCAAGGACCAAUUCGACGACUAUCGAGAAUCGACGAUCGGCGCUGCCUUCCUCACACAGACUAUCUCGCUGGACGAAAGCACAACGGUGAAGUUUGAGAUUUGGGAUACCGCUGGCCAGGAGCGCUACAAGUCCCUGGCUCCCAUGUAUUAUCGGAAUGCGAACUGUGCCGUCGUUGUUUAUGAUAUCACCCAAGCUUCAUCGCUAGACAAAGCCAAAUCAUGGGUUAAGGAAUUACAACGCCAGGCCAACGAAAACAUUGUCAUCGCCCUCGCAGGCAACAAGCUUGAUCUCGUCACCGAGAAUCCCGACAAGAGGGCAAUCCCCACAGCUGAUGCCGAAGCAUAUGCGCGUGAAGCUGGCUUACUUUUCUUUGAGACAUCCGCUAAGACGUCUUCGAAUGUGCGCGAGCUCUUCACAGCCAUUGCGAAGAAGCUCCCACUUGAUCAAGCCGGUCCCCGAAACAUGCGCACAGCACCCCGCCCUGGCGUAGACCUCCGACCGGAAGCGCCGGGAACCCAAACUGGUGGCGCCUGCAACUGUUAG